Saprolegnia diclina VS20 is the source of this 2607-nucleotide messenger RNA. RefSeq lists its product as hypothetical. The record is from RefSeq and is a predicted model, not a curated record. The coding region runs from base 1 to 2607 and encodes 868 amino acids. The transcript has 11 exons. NCBI's taxonomy places the organism in Eukaryota, Oomycota, Saprolegniomycetes, Saprolegniales, Saprolegniaceae.
AUGCCAACGGAUCUGCGGCCACCGACGCUGGCGACGCUGGACGAGCGCUCUUCCGUGGAGGACGACGUCCUGCGUAGUAUCCGCAUGGACCUCGACGCCUCCGAGACCAUGGACCAAGCCUUCCUCGCCUACGAUGCGCUCGUUGCCCAGGAUCCCUCGCUGGAGCCCGAGAUGUCGGUCGUUGUCAUGAAGACGCUCCUUGCUAAGGUUGUCUCAGCAGACGAUUCCCCCAUGGACAUGCAGCAGCGCCUUGGAGAAUUCGCUCAGCGGACGUACUCCCAGUCGCGACCAAGCCUGGACACACGCCACCUGAGCUUCAUUAACUCCACGUUCCACGAUACCUAUGCGCUCUUUACCUCGAUCACAGAGAACGACCCACGACGGCUCUUCCUCGUCCAGCUCUGCAGCACGCUCUCCGAGUACUACUUCAACCUCACGUCGCCAGCCGAUGACAACCCCGACACAAUUGCAUCGAUCGCGUACUGCCGUGACGCCUGGCUGCGUUUCAUGACCUUUGCCCGCGUGGACACACCCACGCCGGAUCUUGCGCUCAUGGCUUGCAUCUGGAAGACCGUCACGCGUCUCUGUACGAUGUACCGAAGCGUCUUCACCAAAAGCGAAGCCGGCCUUCCAGCGUCGUUGUAUCGCACACUCGAAGCCUCAGUCGAGAGCCAAGUCGCUUGCCUCAGUACGCAACUCGGCCUGCUCGAGAUCGCCACAUCCAUCAACUUGAUCAAGACUCUGCGACUUCUCGUGAAAGCCUAUGUCGGUCUCUUCGGCUGCUUUGCCGACUCUCUCGGCCCCAACAAAUACAAUGACCGUCUCGACUUUCUCAGCAAGUUGUCCGCCAACAUCUUUGAGAUGCAGUUGCGUCUUGGCCAACACAAAGCUGAGAUUUACCUUAUGGUCGAAGUUCUCCGUGCCGACGCGAUGACGGUCCUCAGCAAAGUGCUCGGCCAACCUCGCCUGGCUCAUGCGCCUCUCAAGCCGUGGUGCCGUGUCCAACUUGAGUCUAGCCAUGUCUCGUCGACGGCAGAUCUGCCUUCCUUCUUUCGCAUCUGCAUCUUGCUCCAGUCGCACACGCUACUCUUGGAGCGACCCGAACUCAUUGUCGUGAGCCGCACCCUAGACCAGCUGAUGCAGUACUUCCGCUCUGUCACGGCACAGAUACCCACAACGCGUCGCUCUUACCUCUCGGGGGUUCUUAUCGAGCCAGUCAUUAUGCUUGCAUUGUCGGCUCCUCCUCCAGCCGAGGUGUUCAAAACCCAGCUGCAAUUGCUCUCAUAUUCGUUCCAUCCCAACGUCUACCAGCAGCACCUGUGCCAACUAGUGUGGCGCCACGUCUUCCAAACAACAUGGAAGGAUUCCGCGCCAGGAGGUGUUGCGUUCGUCGACUGCUUGCUGAAGAUGCUCACGGCGCCCUUCCAAGCGUUCCCGCAACCGAGCGACAACCGCUUUUCACUGCUUGACCUUCUUGCGAGCAUCUUUGACGUCCUCAGUCCUACCCAACAAACCCAGUGCCUGAGUGGCGCCGUAGCGACAUUUGAAGGGCUUUGCGGUGAUGGGCCCGAACACCAAGUGACGCCAGCGUUUCUGGCCCACAUCGACAUGCUCGAGCACUUGCUGCGCACGACGGCGGGCCAGGCGCACGCAGCGAGCGCGGCCUUCGUGGCGACGCACUUGUCGGUGUCUAUGGAGUGCUUUGGGACGGCUGUCGAGUUUCUUGCGGACGGUACUGAGGCCGAGCUUGAGAACGCUUUCUGGCGCAUCAUCGACGCGACUCUUCUCGUGUGUGCCAACAUCCUCUUUGGCACUGGCGAGGUCCCCCACGUCCACCGCGAGUUGAUUGGCGAUGCAGCGUCGUGGAUGCAGCCGCUUGUCAUCAAGCUCGUGGAACUUCUCGCGCGCCAGCCGCCUCGGGCAGAGGAAAUUUUUCACCGCGUGCUCUCGAAUGCGAUGGAGCUUAUCUGGGUGCUGCAUCGGUCGCUCAAAACAAACUCUGGCAACUACUACCUCGCGCUGCUGCAGCACGUGCAGCACAUUGCAGCGACGCACGCCUCCGCGCACGUUUUGGUUGCGCACUUUAUGCACGUUCUCGCCGACGUCCAGGUUCCAAGCGAUGCACCAACCGACCACAAAAUGGUCGGCGAUACUCUUUGCGCUAUUUUUUCGACGCUGCUUCAGUACCCGUCGCCUUGGCCCGUCGUCGCGACAGCGUUGCGUGCGCUCCAUAAGUUCCUCGCUUCGUCCAACGUCGCCGACUCCAACACGGUGGCAAUUCACGAGCUUUUGCUGCGGUACUCACUGACGCUCCACGACUUUUUUGCCAUCGUCAUCGACCCGCCGGCACCGUCUCGCGACUUCGUUGACGGUUUGGGGCUUCUGAUGUACCAACAGGACAGCGUCUUUGAGAAAAAUCAACCGACGCGCCACGCACCCUUGGUCAAGAAGCGGGCCGCAGCAACGAUCGACGAUCUCCUCGAGACGUGCCACGCAAUCAAGCGCUUGCACACGACGCACAAAAGCGACCCACAAACAGACGCAGCGUUCGAGCACGCGGCGUCCGCGCUCCAGACCGUCCUCGACCUCCACAUCGAUCACUCGUAA